UGCUGCUGCGGUACUGCCGCUUGUUCUUUGUGCUGCAAAUGCUGCCCCAAGAUAAAGCAAUCAACCAGCACCCGCUUCAUGUAUGCGCUUUACUUCAUCCUGGUGACUAUCAUCUGUUGUGUUAUGAUGUCAACAACGGUAGCUAACGAAAUGAAAACACACAUUCCCUUCUACAAGCAGAUGUGCAAGGGUAUUCAGGCGGGUGAGAUGUGUGAGAAGUUGGUGGGAUACUCUGCGGUGUACAAAGUCUGUUUUGGAAUGGCUUGUUUCUUCUUUUUGUUCUUCUUGUUCACCAUCAAAAUUAACAGCAGCAAAAGCUGCCGAGCAUACAUUCAUAACGGAUUCUGGCUCAUUAAACUUAUCCUUCUGGCAGCAAUGUGCUCAGGAGCCUUCUUCAUUCCUGAUCAGGACACUUUCCUCAAUGCCUGGCGCUAUGUAGGAGCAACAGGAGGUUUCCUUUUCAUUGCCAUUCAACUCAUCCUGCUUGUUGAGUUCGCACACAAAUGGAAUAAAAAUUGGACUGCAGGUGCAAACCACAAGCAGAUGUGGAAUGGUUUGCUUGCCUUGGUCACUCUCAUCUUGUACUCCAUUGCCGUGGCAGCCCUGGUCCUCAUGGCUCUCUUCUACACACGCUCGGAGGGCUGCACGUACAACAAGGUUCUGAUCGGUGUUAACGGUGGCCUGUGCCUCUUUGUGUCUCUGGUGGCCAUAUCACCCUGUGUCCAGAAUCGCCAGCCCCAUUCUGGUUUGCUGCAAUCUGGAGUUAUCAGCUGCUAUGUCAUGUAUCUCACUUUCUCAGCACUAUCCAGCAAGCCACCAGAAACUAUCCUGGAUGAAAACAAUCGGAACAUCACAAUCUGUGUACCUGAAUUCAGUCAAGGCCUGCACAGAGAUGAAAACCUGGUUACUGGCUUAGGUACUACCAUUUUGUUUGGCUGCAUUUUAUAUUCCUGUUUGACCUCAACAACACGUGCAAGCUCAGAAGCGCUGAGGGGAAUAUAUGCAACACCUGAAACUGAAGUAGCGCGUUGCUGCUUUUGCUGCGUGCCUGACGGAGACGCCGAUUCUGAAGAGCACACUGAAAAAAGGGGAGGCCAGGCUGUGAUUUACGACGAGAAGAAAGGCACGGUGUACAGCUACGCCUACUUCCACUUCGUUUUCUUCUUGGCUUCGCUCUACGUGAUGAUGACAGUGACUCAUUGGUUCCAUUACGAAAGUGCUCAGAUUGAAAAAUUCUUCACCGGAACGUGGUCCAUCUUCUGGAUUAAGAUGGUUUCCUGCUGGGUUUGUGUCUGUCUGUACUUAUGGACUCUUAUUGCUCCACUGUGUUGCCCAACCAGAGAGUUCUCAGUGUGAACACUCAGAA
Messenger RNA from Merops nubicus (carmine bee-eater), 1366 nucleotides. RefSeq names its product serine incorporator 5 (gene SERINC5). The record is from RefSeq and is a predicted model, not a curated record. The transcript has 11 exons. Lineage: Eukaryota; Metazoa; Chordata; Aves; Coraciiformes; Meropidae. Gene Ontology annotation, cellular component: membrane. The coding region runs from base 79 to 1356 and encodes 425 amino acids.